Molecule: messenger RNA, 2193 nt
Organism: Ectocarpus sp. CCAP 1310/34
Lineage: Eukaryota; Phaeophyceae; Ectocarpales; Ectocarpaceae
Source: the annotation of a GenBank genome assembly
AUGGUCCGUGCACAAGUAAAAAUCCCAAAAUUUCCCAGCACAAGUGACAACUUUUCUCUGCACACAGGUGGUUAUUCGGAAUUCUGAAAAUACCGGAAAACGCCCUGUUUACAGGCGCAUCGCGUGACGGAGAGUUUUUUUUUUUUUUCCUUGACUUUUUAUCUCCGAUAAACCGGAAAAUCUUGUUUUGUUUUUCGAGAGGUGUGUUGUUUGUUGAUGCCACCAAACUCAACGGUUUUGGACAGAUCUCGGAAUUUGCCAGGUGGGAUUUUUUUUUUUUUUGAAAUAUUCGAAAUUGACGGAGAUAUACAGGGAAAAACUUGAUUUAAAGGGUCAACUUGUUUUGUUUUAUAUGCAAUAACUAACCGACCGAUUUCAAAAUAGAGUGCGGCAAACGAUUCCUCUCGACCAUCCCCAGGUGGGAAUUUCUUGGUUUUGCUGGGAAAAAUCUGGUUCUCGAGAUAUUCGCGUUGUUGUUGUUCCGCGCCAUGCGGUGACUUUUUUUUUUCCUGGGCGCACGCGGUGCCCAACAACUGCACACACGGCAACCCGAACAACACAAAACACGCACACAAGCACCAUGGGGAAGGCUAAGGGACGGGCAAAGAAGAAGAAAUUCGGAAAUCGCGGACCCGAUGGCAGGGCGGUUCCUAAAAAGCCGAAGCCGGCGCAGCAAAAUGAUAACUCAUCGCCCGGCUCUGGUGAUGCACCAGUCGACGGCGCGGAUUUGAUGGACGUGGAUGAAGAAGGGACGGCAGCGGCAAACGAGGACGCCAACGAUGAGGAGUGGUGCGAUGAGGAUUCCAGCGGUGCAAACGGCAGCAGUGGUGGAGGUCAGUCGAUACUGCGUUUUGCGCACCGGUCUGUAGCGUCCGCAGCAGCGCGCGCCGCAAGAAACGCGGCGAAAAAAAUCUCGCCGCCUGCACUGUCCAGGAGCCAAAAAUUCCGAAACAGAAAAAGGCUUCUCGGACAAGAAACGAAGGACAUGGCACGAUUCAUGGGAGCAUUCUUGCGGCGGGCGCAGCAGGAAAAGCAGCAACAGUCGGAGCAGGAAGAGGUGGAGAGCUCCUCUGUCGGUAACGAGGUUCGUCCUGUAGAGGAAUCGGCGGUGAAUUUAGAGAUUGCACCGCCUACUGGUCCCUCGAACGACGGCAGCGUGUGCGGACAUGUAGAGACCAGCAGUAGCUGUGGCAGUGUCGGCGACAUGCCCAUAACCACGGGUCACGGGCUUCUGAUAGAGGAGUGGUGUAGCGGUCAGGAGAUGAAGGACGCCGAAGAAGCGAUGGAUGACAUUUGCGAUACCUCAUCAGACGGGUUUCUUGACGGUUUGGAUUUCAGCAGCAGCAGCAGCCGCAGCAGCAGCCGCAGCGGCGGCGGCGGCGGCGGCGGCGGCGGCAGCAGCGGCGCCGAAAGGGGCGUCCCCCCCUGUCCUCUUGGCAAAGAGGCAGUAGACGUUGGGCAGGAGACGGGGGCGAACGAUGAGGUCGGCGACAAAAUGCGAACCACUGGAGUACCCGUCGUUGCGGACCUCCUCCCACCAGGGCCCUCCCGUCGAAGCAUCCGAGACGGCCGUUUCGGCGGUAGGUUUGCUGCACCCACCCGCCGAUACGACAACACGGCUGGAAACAACAAAGGUGGGACAGGGAGAGGCAACAAGGUUCUGGCGCCGGAAGAGGUCCACGACAGAUCAGGUGUCACUGCGAUGCAGCUUCAGACGAACAAGUCGCGGCGCGCCGUGCGAAGGGAGAGGGUGGCGCAGGAGGGCAAGAUAUGGACGCCUGCGGCGCUGGCUCGGGCAAGGGAUCGAACACGCAAGCACUGGUCGAGGCGUAAGGCAGAGCUCAUGGAAACCUAUCGCAACGCCUACGACGUGCUUCAGAAGGCUGAAGAGACCAACAACUACGGAUCAGUGGUGGAGGAUUCGACGACGAUGCUGGAUGAAGCACACCUGGUUCGCACCACCCGUGUCAUCCGCACCGUGAAGCAUUUCCUGUUUCUCGAGUGAGUGGGCGGGGAAUGUGUAGUGCUGUCUUCUCCUGUCUUGCAUCUUCGUUUGAACCAUUGGGCAUUGAUUGGAUCGGCGCUGCCGUUGAAGCACCAUUCGCGCUGCAUGUUCAUGCCGGUUAGAUAUUGCUGAGCGAUGGUGCUGUCUCAGAAGAGGAUACUCCGUUUACCACAUAUCCCCCCGCGAAA